Molecule: messenger RNA, 6214 nt
Organism: Daphnia pulex (common water flea)
Lineage: Eukaryota; Metazoa; Arthropoda; Branchiopoda; Diplostraca; Daphniidae
Product: myosin-7-like
Exons: 19
Coding region: 140-4138 (1332 amino acids)
Source: RefSeq, a predicted model, not a curated record
AGCGUUACUAUGGCGACGGUUGCAACAUGAAAAUACAAACCUUACAUCGACUCUUUGAGGCUCUGACUCACAACACAAAUAACUUUUUGAAAUGUAAGGGCAUGGCUUGAAUCAGUGGUCAACAAACCGUUGCCAAAGGAUGACGGACUCUCGCUCGAUUGGGAAAACGGAUUCGAGUCUUUCGUCGGGAAUAAGUGAUGAGGAAGCCACAGCACGUGGCAGCAAGUCGAGAAGAAACAGCAAUACAAAGGAUUCAAAGAAAGUGAAUCCAAUAAAGUUCAACACCAACACCUCGUUGGACAGUAAUGGCGAAUCUGAAGACGAAGAAAUCAACAGACUCCAGAAAAUCAUUCAAGAUCAAGCCAAAGAACUCAAUGAAGAAAAACUGGCUUCGAGAAAGUUGAAACAGAUGGUGAAACUACUGAAAAGGGAGACCAAGCAACUGCAGGCGGACAAAGUAAAGAAACAGGGUGACCCGAAACAGUCCAACAAUUCCGACUCGGAUAAUCCGCCAUGGGAGCGUCGAAAACUGGAAACUCGGAUAGCCGAUUACGACAAAAUUGUUCGGGAAAAAAAUGUCCACAUCGAGCAGCUUCUUCGGGAUUGUCGCAAGAUGGAACAGGAGAAUCAGCAAUGCAACAAUGAAAUUCAGCAACUCACUCAACAGUUGAAUGAAUGCACCCAACAACUUCAAUGGGCUACUCACAAUUACGAGACCCUUGAAGAGACUUUUAAAGAGCGGAUGAGUCAACUAGAAAUUGAAAACGAUAAAACUCGGAUCCAACUGGGCGAGUGCCAGUGGCAAAAGGACAAAACGGAAGAGAAUUUAGACAAAAUAUCUGAAGCCGUAGAUCUCACCAUCAACAAAUGCAAAGAAAUUAUUGAAAGUAAAGAAAAGACGAUCGAUUCACUUCAGACCAAACUUGACAUUUACGAAUCAUCGGGCUUGUCGAGUAGAGAAAAGGAAGUGGAGCGUCUGAGAGCCGAGCUGGCCACUGCCUCGAAAGAGAUUGAAGAGAGCGCCAGGUUGAUGGAGCGAUUCCAGGGUUUGCAUUUGAGCGACGGCGCAAAAGCCAUCACUAGCAGUGUCAAAAGAAAACUCAAGGAACUCGAAACUUUGAAAGUCGCCCAAAAGGAGAACGACCGCCUACUCUCCGAACGCGAAGAACAGUUGGCCGAACUUAUCAGGACGGUACACCGUUACGAGUCAGGCACUUACGGUCUGGCUGAAGCCAACAAGGAACUAAAGGAAACCAGGGACCAGUUGCAAAUCCGGAACGACCAUAUUGAGAAGCUCAUCGAGCAGCUCAACACGAUAGAAGAGCGGAUAGAAGAUCUCGCCUUGGAAAACAGCGAUCUCAGGGAAAAGUACAACGUCGAUCCAAAAGUUUUUGAUUUGCCGUUAAAGAGGAUGACGUUGAACCAACAACGGGAUGCCUACCAGCAAGAGAUUCAGCAACUUAAAGAAGACAAUAUGCAAUUAGGAUUAGAGAACCGGAGUAUUAAACGAGCUCUGCUGAGAGGGGGUGAGCGUGAGAAACCUGACGUAGUUUCCGCUCCCGUUUCUCACCAGCCGAGUGAUAAACUCCUUCAGGAUUACCAAAAGGCCUGUUCGGAAGUGAUUGUCCUCAGGAAAGGAUUGAUUGAGAUUUUACAAUCCGUACGCCAACAUGAUGGCACAAGCGAUGUCAAAAUUGAAUCGCCCAUUCUGGAAAGGCUGGUGACGGUGUUGAAUUGCGAGCGACUUUUCGGCCAUUACGACGCUUACGCCGAUAUUAUGAAUGAAAACAGUCGACUCUACGGCGAGAACAAAUUGAUGAGAGAAAGGGUCCGAGAAAUGAAAACCGCCACUUUUAUAACGGUCGAACAUCCGCCGCCAGUUUGUUCGCCUCCGGUGCCUUCAAGUCGCCGCAGUAGCAGCUCCGACCAGACGUUGAAAAUGGACAAAAACAUUCAAGUUUCGGUCCAACUAGCCAAUUCGGGAUGUGAUCCUCACAUUGAAGAAGAAACUCGACCGCCCGUAGAAAUUCAUCGCCCUUCAACGCCACCCAAGAAAGAACCCGAGAUGGUCGCACCGCCGCAACGGGUAGCCGCAGAAAGUCAGUGCGAAUUGACUGGGCAAAUGGAGCAGUACCAGGUGAAACUCUGCGACCUUGAAUUGCAGCUGGGCAAAGUGAAACACGAGUUGCAUAACUUGACGGAGAAGCACGACGCGGCCGUCGUCGAUUGGCAGCGCCGUGAAGCCAACUGGAUCGAACAAGUCGCUACAAAUGGGACCAAAAUGGAAGAACUGCAACAGGAUCUACGAUCAAAAGAGAAAAUGAUUAAUGAUCUCCAAGCUGCGAAAGCAUCCGCAAGCGUCGAACAGACUACCAGCGAGCCAACGGAUGAAAUAAAAAUCCGAAUGGAAAAGGAACUGGUGACUCUCAGGAUUCGACUGGACCACAAAGAACAGACAUUGAAGCGAUCUCAACAGUUCCUGGACGAAGUUCGACUGGAACAGCUCAAAAUGAUCGAAGAACACAGUCAAGAGGUGUUGAAUCUUCAAGAUACUAUCCUGGAACAGCAAAGGGCUUUGCAUAGGGUUGAACAAACACAAAGGGAAUUUGCUGCUUCAGCCGCAUCUACUCGGGCUGUAGUGCGUCAUCUGGAGACGGAAGCCGAUUCUAGUCAUCAAUUGCACUCGCAAAUCUCUGAUUUAUCCAGUCAGCUGGAAACAGUGCGCAAGCAAGCUGCCCAGUGGAAACAGGCGUCUGAAAUCCUCAGCAAAGAGAAGCAAACAUUUAAAGAAAGUUUAGUGAUUGACCACAAACUUGUAGUCGAUCAACUGAAAUCUCAAUGGGAAUCGAGUCAAUUGGAAUUAAAAGAACAGCGCGAAAAAGUGACGGAUUUGACCCAUCAACUUAACGAGGAGCGCUUUGACAAACAGCGGAGUACACUGCUCCAAGUGUUGGUGGCCAAACUGAAGACGGAAUUGGACAAGAAAGAAAAGCAAAUGGAUUUUCUCAAGCAACUAGCCGAAGAGAUGCAUUCUAAACUGGAAAGCUCCGGUAAUCAUCCGCCAUUAGUCACCAGCACUCCUGUUCCGGCUCCCAUCUCAAUCCCUUUGCCCAGUCCUGCACUGAUCGAAUCCAGUCCUCCCAUGAAGGAAAUGCUGAUCGGUUCCAGUAGCAGUACGAUCAGUUUAGCCGACCUGGAAUUGCAGUACACUCAACUUCAAAAGACAUCCGAGGGCCAGCGGAAGCAAGUGGACUCGUUGCGGCGCCAAGUGAAAGACCAGACGUCUCUGGUGGAGAAACUUCAGACGGAGAAAGGCAAUCUUAGUCGACAGAUGGUGUCGCUACGCAAUCGGGUGACUCGAAUGUCGACCGAGAAGGCGGCCGCCCAAUCACCUCCGGACGAAGGAGUUUGCCGCUUACUGAGACGCAUCAAGGAGCUGGAAGGACAGUUGAACAUGUUCCACACGGCGGAGAAACCAGUGGCAAUGGAAGACCCGACGAACAUGAUGGUCAAGAAUUUGGCCAUGGAUCAGUGGAAGGAGCGCAAGAAACUUCAAACAGUCAUCGAUCAAUUGAAGAUGAAAUUAAAGGAAUUGCAGGAUCGGAUCCAGGAAGAUGAGCGACAAAAGGAAAACCUUCGCAAAACGGUGAACCGUUUAGUGAACGAGAAACGAGUCCUGGAGGAUAAAUUGAAAUUCAAAGCCAACGACAACGAGCGCAUCCAUCGACUGGUGGAGGAGAACACCCAAUGGCGGAUACGAUUCGAAGGAUUGGAGCAUCAGCUGAGGGAAAUAUCCGAAGAGGAAACCAACACGGACCGCCAUCGACUGCAGAUUUCCGUCCUGCAGGAGCGUUGCAGGAAACAGGAGCAGCAAAUUGUUGAAAUGCAGUUGAAUGCUCGUCCCAAGUCGCCGGCCAAUCAGGCGAGGAGCGAGGAAUUCAUGUCUAAAAUUAGUAACGUCAACAUGAAACUGCAGGAGAACCUGCAACGUCUAGUCAAUUUGGUUCAAAUUCCGAGACGGCCCAACGGAGAGAAACGCAUCAGCUUUCAGGAGGGACCUCCGAUGGCAGACAUCCGGCGAACCGUCAAAACUUUGCAGCAACUCGUCUGCCAAUUGAAUGAUGACGACGUAUCGUGAACCCUUCGCCGUCACACACACAACCACACACACACACUUUCUAUUUUACCUCCCCCACUGUCUGCCUUCCCUGCGUGUGUGUUUCUUUCUCUUCGCGGAAAUAACGAAAAUAUAUAAAUAUAUAUUUUUCAUUCUUUCUCUUCUUCUCGACAGCAUUUAUCGAUGAAAAUGUGUUACUCCCGUGUGAGUUGGUUAUAUAUUUUGUCUUUAUUUCUUUCUUUUUUUUUGUUCCAGCCACUUUUUCCACUCUACCCCCUUCCUUUUGUUGUUUCUUUUUAUGUUAUGUAAAGUCGGCUGGAGAAAGUAGGUCACAACACAUCACGCACGAGCUCAUCUUGAUGGUCGGCUCUUUUGGGGCCCGUUUUUCUUCUUCUUCUUUCCUUCUGUGCAUGCGAGCUCUGAUGGACAUCCGCCUUCCGGACGGAGAAACUUGCUUUUGUUCAAUCUCGAUUUCGUUUUCACCAAUGGAAUGGCCCAUGUCCAUGACGAACACCUAAGAAUUAUUUUGGUGAAAAAAACAAAAGAUUGUCUUGUGUCCUUGAAAUGUCGGAUGGAGACUUUUUUUUAAUCCAGCGAAAUUCAUCCGCAAAAGGGAGAUUCUGGACCUUGAAUUCCGUCCUUCACAUUUUCGUAACAUUCGACGUUGAAAUUCAUCCGAAUUUAGGAGAAACAGGAGCUUCUGGGAAACGGAACUCGGAACUCUUCAAUGGAAUUAGAAGAAAAACAAACUGGUAGGAACAGAAGAAUUGGAGAAAAUAAGUUUUUCAAGUUUUCCAAAGAAAAAAACCAGUCAGAUUCAAUCGGAAGAGAAACAAAAAAAAAAAAUAAAAAGCAAAACUUGCACCAGGAGGGAAGUUUUGCAACUUUCACUAGAUAAGUAGAUGGCGAUAAGGAGGGACGACUUACCUACCAAUUUUCAAUGGGCUUUUAAAAGAAGAAGAAGAAAAUGCCCCCUCUCCUUCAUGCGUGUGCUUGUAUUAUAGACUUCCUCUUAUUUCUUUUUUAACAAAACAACACGGGCGCCCCGCAGCGAACCGCCCCCAUUGGGAAAAAACAAGCCAGACUCCUCCCACUUUUCCCUUUCUCCGCGUGGCUAUAUAUAUUUCAGACACUUGCUGUCACUGGAAAUCAUUCAGACUUGAACCGAAGAGAAAGAAAAAGCUCCCCCCCAAACUAUUUGAACGAGUGCAAGUUUGUUUGUUUGUUUCUCAGUGAGAAUAAGAAUAACCAGUUUUAUUUUAACUGAUUGAAAUUCAUUCAUCCUCCACGAAUUCCGGAUGACCAUGGCUCUCAAGAUCGUCGUUUCCAUCUUCAUCCUCGCUCUUCCUUUCCUAACGGCCAGUAAUUCAGAUUCAGCUGACACUUGGAGAUGCGGAAUCUUUUUCGCUGGCAAUCCAGGCACUUCACCGCGAGCCAAAAUUUUCGUCCUGCCCAAGAAAUUUCCUGCCGACUGUAACGCACCGCGGGUCGAUACUUACAACGGCACUUGCUACGAAGUGAUGAGGAAGGGACUUAAAGAGUGGAAUUUCGAGAACCCAAGUCGCAUCCGCAAGCAGUCGGGCCACACCAUCGGAGACGAUUUGUGCGGACCCAUUCCGCGCGACAUCAAAGCCCCUGGUCUCGAGAUGGGUUUCUAUUUCGCGUACUGCGGUAGCGAUUGGAACGACACUGGACUCAGAAAACCCGAACGUCUCUGCUGUAGGCAAAGGAAACAUGUGCCUUGCUAAUUUUCUACCCCGUCACACUUUUAUCUCAUUCCUAUAUUUUUUUUGUUUACUUGCUCUUUUUUUAUCCCCCUCAACAUAUUUGCAAAUGUAAUAAUUUCACCCGCCGUGCGGCGCAUUCAAUUCUCGGAGAAAACGUAAUCGCUAAAUAAAUGUUUUUUUCUUUUUGUACACGGUCUUAACACACUAAACAACAUUUAUUUUAUGGAAUGCAAAAUUAUGCAAAUGUACAUGUAAAAGACAAAGAAGAAAAAGCGGAGCCAAAAACAACUAACGGACGUGUUUCACGCACAAAAAAAAAAUUAAAAAGAAAAAAAAGGACGAAAAAACAAAUAAAUCAUCAUUCUGCAUU